This is a messenger RNA of Platichthys flesus (European flounder), 1809 nucleotides long. Its product is annotated as lipopolysaccharide-induced tumor necrosis factor-alpha factor homolog. The record is from RefSeq and is a predicted model, not a curated record. The transcript has 5 exons. Gene Ontology annotation, molecular function: zinc ion binding. NCBI's taxonomy places the organism in Eukaryota, Metazoa, Chordata, Actinopteri, Pleuronectiformes, Pleuronectidae. Bases 313 to 855 code for a protein of 180 amino acids.
UAAAAUGUUUCUAAUUCCAGAGGCAAACAGGUUGAGCAGGCUGUGAUGUCACGCCUGUCCCCAGCCUGGUGCGUCUGUCCUCCGGCCCAGCUUCCUCAUUCGUCCCAGGUGAGACCACUGCUCUCACACAUCUCACACACCUCACACUUCAAUUAGAGAAGGAGGACAGGUCGUCACUGGCAGCAUUUGGAGUUUGUUCGGAGGAGGGUUGAAGACUGGUUUGGGAUCAGACUCCCGGGCUCGGAUGUUUCCUGUUCACAAAAGAUAAGGGACCCAUGUGAGCAGCAUCCUGUUUGACCGGAUGAUCUCCUGAUGGAACCUCCUUCAUACGAAGAGGCCACUCUCCACCCUCCUGCUCGGAAUACUCAAGGACUGUACGCCCCAGCUCCCCCCUCCUACAACGCCUCCCUCUCCUCCCCCUCCACACCUCCCCCAACCUACGUAGAAGCAGUUAGGAUACAGCGGGAUCCAUUUCCCGUCCUGUCUCUGCCCUCUGUGCCCACGUCUGUGACCUCAACUCCCAGAAACACUGGACACAUAAUCCAUCCACACACACAAGUCGGUGCGAGACAGACGGUCAACACCAGCCAAACCCAGCCGGCGCCGGUCCGCAUCUCACUGUCACAUCUGACAAGGAAGCCUGGUUUGGUGCGCUGCCCACACUGCCGGCGAACUGUUACCACUAAAGUCAAGUACCAUCCCAACAAGGAUGCCUGGGGCCUGUGUCUACUUCUGGCAGUGAUGGGGCUGAUCUGUGGUUUCUGUCUGAUCCCGCUCGUUGCAUGUGGACUACAGGACGCAUAUCACUCCUGCCCAGAGUGUGGACACCAUCUGUUCACUUACAAACAACCAUAGGAUGACCCGGACUGUCCCACCUAUAGAACCAGGACAGUUUUUAAGUGAUGGAGCUGUAAGUGAUGUACAGAGAAGACUGUAGAUGGACAGAAGAGAAGUGGACUGUGCUGCAAGAGCAGUUUGACACAUUUCCGUGGACAUUUUUGUUUAACUUUUAAUUUUUAUAGAAACUUGAUUAAUUUAACCAACGAGAAUCGUGACUCACCACAGCUGCUUUAUACAUUUUAAAACCUCCUCUUUUUAUUUUAAAUGAUCAUUGUUUUUGUAAAUAUGCGGUGGUUAGAGCCGUCGCUGGAUGGAUUCAGUGUUCAGUUCCUCCUUGUUUUUUAAAACAAGGAGGAACUGAACACUAAAUCCAUCCUUGAAGCGUUUGACCACAACUCAGCGCACCAACCAGAGACAGAGACAGAGAGGACAUUUUGGACAACCGAGUUCCCGUCCAGUCCAGGGACUGAUUUACAUGAACCAACAUGAUAAUGAGCUGUUUUACAUAUUUAAAUACUAAGAGAACACACAUUGAACAUUUACCCGACGUGAUGAAGCAGAGGAAACUAGGUGUGAAUGUCGGACAUGUUUAAACCAAACAAAGCUUAAUGGAAAAACGGAUUUACUAAACACACAGGGAUUCUUUUUACCCUGCACAGCCGUGAUAAAACCACACAGGUAGUUGUAUUCACCUGAACAGACGUCUACUCAGUACUGUGUGUGUGUGUAUGCGUGUGUGUGUGUGUGUGUGUGUGUGUGUGUGUGUGUGUGUGAGUGUGUGUGUGUGUGUCUGUUUGAGACUCUUUCUGAUCCAAUAGUGAAACACCUGACUGGAUGUGCAUGUACGAUUUGUCAUCAUAAAAUGUGAUUUUUGUUUGCUGUAAAACAUUUGUUUACAUGUGAGUUGAUGUUUGCACACGUUGUUUUUUAAAUUGUGAUUUUAUUAUGAAUAAAAUUAUGAUUUAUUAU